Messenger RNA from Perca fluviatilis (European perch), 588 nucleotides. Its product is annotated as glucose-6-phosphate isomerase-like. The coding region runs from base 202 to 573 and encodes 123 amino acids. Gene Ontology annotation, biological process: glycolytic process; glucose 6-phosphate metabolic process; gluconeogenesis. Gene Ontology annotation, molecular function: carbohydrate derivative binding; glucose-6-phosphate isomerase activity; monosaccharide binding. The record is from RefSeq and is a predicted model, not a curated record. The transcript has 3 exons. Gene Ontology annotation, cellular component: cytosol. NCBI's taxonomy places the organism in Eukaryota, Metazoa, Chordata, Actinopteri, Perciformes, Percidae.
GGUGAGAUCUCAUUGGUGCAGACGGUCUAACCACCUCCGGCCGGUCAGCUGUGUCUCUUCAUCUCCUCCUCCUUCUCCUCCUCCUCACCACACGGAGUCCACACAGGAGUCUGCAACCUCGGAGGUCGGAGUAGAACACGCUGCCAGUAUCACCAGUACCACCAGUACCACCAGUACCACCAGUAUCGAACCACCGCCGACAUGUCGCUCACCGACGAUCCCAACUACCGGAAGCUGGAGCAGUGGUACAAAGCUAAAGCCGGCGGCCUCAGCAUGAGGGACAUGUUCGAGUCCGACAAGGACAGGUUCAGCACGUUCAGCACGACUCUGGAGACAGACGAUGGAGACAUCCUGCUGGACUACUCCAAGAACCUCAUCAACCAGGAAGUGAUGGACAUGCUGCUCGCCAUGGCCAAGUCCAGGGGAGUGGAGGAAGCCCGAGACAAGAUGUUCUCUGGAGAGAAAAUCAACUUCACCGAGGUACCAGAGACAGUAAACGCACCGUCACUCAGUCUGUUCAUGCUGCAAAGUACACUCUUUCAUCAGGAUAGUCUGUCACUGCAACAGGUCUAAAAUGUUGGAGGGAAU